Messenger RNA from Cydia pomonella (codling moth), 2143 nucleotides. It is a transcript of the gene EndoG, whose product is annotated as endonuclease G, mitochondrial. Bases 222 to 1157 code for a protein of 311 amino acids. NCBI's taxonomy places the organism in Eukaryota, Metazoa, Arthropoda, Insecta, Lepidoptera, Tortricidae. Gene Ontology annotation, biological process: apoptotic DNA fragmentation. The record is from RefSeq and is a predicted model, not a curated record. Gene Ontology annotation, molecular function: nucleic acid binding; single-stranded DNA endonuclease activity; metal ion binding. The transcript is spliced from 6 exons. Gene Ontology annotation, cellular component: mitochondrial inner membrane; nucleus.
UUAGAAGUCCAUUUAGGUCAUAAAAGAUCAAUCUAAACUCAAUUGCUUUGAUUUUGGUGAUGCUUUUAAUAUGAUAAACUCAGUUAUAUUAAUAACUAAACGCUUUUUCAUAUCUGUCAAAAAUUGAUUACCUAACCUCAAAAAUCAAAACUUUGAUCUUGGUUAUGUUUGAAUAACUUGUAUUUUAUGCAUUUAAAAAGAGUUUACAUUAAAUCAUAAACAUGAUUCGAAAGCGGUUAACGAAUUUAGCUCAACUGGGCGCUGUAGGCUUAACUGGAUAUUGCCUAGGAAUUUACAGUGAGCGAAGUAUCGACUUUUUUAAAACGAGAGAAGAUUCUAUUAUUAUAAAUGGCAAAAGCAUCAAAAAUAUGCCCGGUUUGCCAAUAUUCGGGAGUGUAUCAGCCGCUACGACUUACGUCGAUUCCAGUGGGCCUAAAGAUAGGAUAUCGCAAAUAAUGAAAUUUGGUUUCCCUGGCUUGGACAACGUCCGUUCGUUCGACGACUACGUACUAUCGUAUGACCGACGUAACCGUGUCGCGCACUGGGUGUUCGAGCAUCUCACGAGUGCUCAUGUGGCCAAGAAUGCUACUGUGGAUAGGAGCAAGUGUGAAUUUACUGCAGAUGAAAGUAUACAUCCGUUUUUUAGAUCACAGAACAGUGACUAUAAAGGCUCUGGCUUUGACCGGGGGCACUUGGCAGCCGCGGGCAACCACAAGUUGGCACAGAAACAUGUGGAACAGACAUUUCUGCUCACUAACAUGGCACCCCAGGUGGGUGAAGGAUUCAACAGACAUGCAUGGAACAGAUUAGAAAAGCAUGUCCGCAACCUCACCAAAGUGUACGACAAUGUGUAUUGCUGCACGGGACCCCUAUAUCUGCCCAGGAAAGAAUCCGAUGGCAAGUCCUACGUGAAAUAUCAAGUUAUAGGCGCCAACUCAGUAGCAGUCCCAACGCAUUUCUACAAAGUGGUGGUGGGCGAGGCGGGCGGCGUUCUAGAUAUGGAGGCCUAUGUCAUGCCCAACCAGAAGAUACCUGAUGAGACGCCUGUGGCUAACUUUAUGGUCCCGCCAGAAUCAAUAGAGAAAGCUGCCGGUCUUCUGUUCUUCGACAAGAUACAUAGAAGCAAAUUAAAUAAAAUUAACGGCAAGAAAGUUUAAUGUCGCAUUAGAUUGAUAAUUAGUACAAUUUUAGACCAAUCAUACCGAGGACUAGUAACUAAAAAAAAACUAUUCAAACUCUGAGUGCACUAAUCACGGUAAAAUUUAAUCGGUGAUCAUAUAUGGCAGUUAUAAUAUUCAACUCUAUUGACAGCUAUUAAAGUUCAAAUUUAAUAAUAUAUUUUUAUGACAUGUGUUGAGUGGUUAAAACUCUAGACUAAAUAAACCAUUGGUGGGAUGACAAUAAUUUUUAAUUAAAAUUUGAUUUCUACGUAAAAAUACAAUAAUUUUUAAUUAAAAUUCCAUCGAUGACUGAAUUAGUAAGUUGGCUUUCUGAUCAUCGAUUAAAUUUCACUGUGUAUUUUGUAGGAUGAGCAGUUUUAAUUUUUAACUAGUCUCUGAUUAUCUGAUUUAGACCACAAAGUAAAUAACGGCGCCGCGCGCCGGAGCAGAGUCCGCUCAGUACAAAGUGCUAUUUUCGCCGCACGCACACAGACGUUACAUUUACAGGCGUUCUCGGGCACUCUCGGGCAGAGCUUAGUCGGGCUGUGCGCGCGUGGCUCACUUGACGUCCCCGCCGCUACGUAGGUACCUACUGUCAUGUACGUCAAAAUGCAGUCUCUAAGGAAUGUAAACAUGAUAAUAUGUAUGUAUAAACGAAUCGAUGUAUGUAUGUCUGUAAACUUAUAUUACCUACUCCUUUUUAAAAUUCGAAAUUAAUACAGAAGCAACCCUAGUGAGUCGGGCAAGUUUAGGUAUGUAUUUUCAAGAACGGCGGGAACGGACCUUCUGUUUAUUUUUUAUUUUGUGCUUAGACCAAAGAAUUCUUUAGACAUUCAUACUAAAGUUUUUUAUUUAUCUCAAAUCACACCUUUAUACUGUAUUGUAUCAAAAUGACGUAGAUACCGAAAUAAGGUACUGAAUUAUUAUUUAAAUGGACUUUGUAAAUAUAAUUUUGUGAUAUAAAUGUUACUGUUACCUAAAAA